This is a messenger RNA of Brassica oleracea var. oleracea, 4140 nucleotides long. Its product is annotated as mediator of RNA polymerase II transcription subunit 15a-like. The transcript is spliced from 13 exons. The record is from RefSeq and is a predicted model, not a curated record. Gene Ontology annotation, biological process: regulation of DNA-templated transcription. Bases 334 to 4140 code for a protein of 1268 amino acids. Lineage: Eukaryota; Viridiplantae; Streptophyta; Magnoliopsida; Brassicales; Brassicaceae. Gene Ontology annotation, molecular function: transcription coactivator activity; chromatin DNA binding.
GGUAAUUUAAAGACAAAUCUGUUGUCCUUAUAAGCUAGAAGAGCGAGAGACGCCUUUGGCAGAAAAUGAUUUGAGAACGAACAAGUUUCCUUCUUCUGCAUUUUGCCCAGAAAAAAAAGAUCCUUUCCAAUCCCUUUCUCCAUCAACAUUUAACCCUAAAUCGUUGUAACCAACCUCCUUUCGGCCCCCAAAACGCGAAAUCGCAUCGAUUAAGCUCUGAAAAUUUGUGGUGAAAAAGUUUCCGAAUCUCGUCUCUCGUGAUCGGGAUUAUCGACAAGACAUGCGAUACCGCCGUUUAUAGAUUGGUGGUUUCUGGGUUUCUUAUAAAUUCGUAUGCUUAUUCGUUUUCGGACAGGCUACUGUAUUUCGAGUCUGUGGCUUUGUAAGAACAGAAAAAAAAAAAGAGGACACUUGAUGGAUAAUAACAGUUGGAGGCCUGAUCUUCCAAAUGGAGAUCCUUCCGUGGACACUGGUGACUGGAGAAGUCAAUUGCCACCUGAUUCACGCCAGAAGAUUGUCAACAAAAUAAUGGAGACACUAAAGAAGCAUCUUCCGCUUUCUGCAACAGAGGGAGUUAACGAGCUCAGGAGAAUUGCUGCUAGAUUCGAGGAGAAAAUUUUCAGUGGUGCUGUUAACCAGAGUGAUUACCUUCGGAAAAUAUCCAUGAAGAUGCUAACUAUGGACUCUAAAUCUCAAAAUGCAACUGGCUCUUCCUCAUCUAUCCCUGCCGCCAAUAAUGUCUCAUCCAUGGAUAUAAAACCCAACAUUCAAGGGCACCUUCUUCCGGGAGCUUUACCAAACAAUCAAUCUCAAGCACCACCUCAGCCGUCGCUGUCCCAACCCAUGCAGAGUAAUACUGCCUCUGGAAUGACGGGUUCUACUGCUUUAACCAAUAAUACUAAUGUCACAAGCGUUGUAAACCAGAAUCCCAGUAUGCAAAAUGUCGCCGGAAUGUUGCAAGAUUCAUCUGGCCAGCAUGGCCUUUCUUCCAACAUGUUUUCAGGAUCAUCCCAAAGGCAGAUGCUGGGAAGGCCUAAUGCUAUGUCUUCUCAGCAGCAGCAGCAGCCACAGAGUGCACAGUUUCUUUAUCAGCAGCAGCUACAGCAGCAGCUUCUCAAGCAGAAUUUUCAGUCAGGGAAUGUUCAGCACAAUCAACAACAACAGCAACCAAAUUUGCUGCAGCCCAAUCAAAUGCAACAGUCUGGCAUUUCAACAUCUACCUCAGCUGUGAGCUCAUCUCCUCUCCAGGGUCUCCACACAAAUCAGCAAUCAAGUCCUCAUCAGUCUAUGCUUCGUCAGCAUCAAUCUUCGCUGCUAAGGCAACAUCCUCAAUCACAACAAUCCUCUGGCAUCCAUCAGCAGCAAACUUCAUUGCCGCAACAACAGCCUAUUUCUCCUCUACAACAGCAGCAAGCACAGAUGAUGCGACAACAAGCUGCAAGUGGGUCAGGCAUCCAACAGAAGCAGAUGAUGGGGCAGAAUCUUGUCGGGGAUAUGCAGCAGCAACACCAGCAAAGGUUACUGAACCAACAAAAUAAUAUUUUGAAUAUGCAACAAAAGCAACAAGUACCGGCACAGCAGCAACUGAUGUCUCAACAAAACAGCCUUCAGACAACGCAUCAGCAACCACUGGGCACUAGUCAUAGCAAUGUUGCUGGACUGCAGCAACCACAACAACAGUUGCUCAGUAAUUCGAGCAUGCAGACUAACCAGCAGUCGGUGCAGCACAUGUUAUCACAGCCAACGGUUGGGCUACAACGAGCUCAUCAGGCUGGCCAUGGCGUGUUUUCUUCUCAGGGCCAACAGUCACAAAAUCAGCAGAUGAUACCCCUUCAGUCGCAUCAUCAGCAGCUAGGUUUGCAACAACAACAACAACCUAAUCUGCUACAACAGGAUGUGCAACAAAGACUACAAUCUUCUGGCCAAGUCACUGGUUCCCUGCUUCCACCUCAAAGUGUAGUGGACCAACAGAGACAACAACAACUAUAUCAAUCCCAAAGAACUCUUCCGGAGAUGCCAUCAUCUUCGCUAGACUCGACGGCACAGACGGAAAGUGCAAAUGGAGUCGAUUGGCAAGAAGAGGUUUACCAAAAGAUCCAAACCAUGAAAGAGGCGUACUUACCAGAUCUUAGUGAAAUCAAUCAGAGAGUUGGAGCCAAGUUACAGCAAGACGCUUCUCUUCCGCAGCAACAAAGAUCAGAGCAGUUUGAGAAAUUAAAACAAUUCAAAAAUAUGUUGGACCGAAUGAUACAAUUCCUAUCGGUUCCAAAGAUCAACAUCAUGCCUGCAUUAAAGGAUAAGGUGGCUAAUUAUGAGAAGCAGAUUAUAAAUUUCUUAAAUAAUCACAGGCCGAGGAGGCCAAUACAGCAAGGGCAGAUGCAGCAACAAUCAGCUCAGAACGGUCAGGAUCAAUCUCAUGAUAGUCAAGCAAAUACGCAGAUGCAGUCAAUGAGCAUGGCAGGUUCUGUGCCAAGGGCACAGCAGAGUAGUCUGGCAAAUAUGCAGAACAAUGUUCUAUCAUCUCGUCCUGGAGUUUCAGCCCCACAGCAGAGCAUUCCGGCUUCUAGUUUAGAGUCAGGCCAAGGAAAUGCACAGGUUACCAUGGGAUCCAUGCAACAAAAUAUUUCUCAACAAGUGAAUAACAGUUCUGCCUCUGCUCAAAGUGGGUUAAGUACACUGCAGUCUAAUUUUAAUCAAGCCCAGCUAAGUUCCGGUUUGCUUCAGCAACAGCACCUGAAGCAACAUCAAGACCAACAAAUGACGCAGCAGUUGAAACAGCAAUUUCAGCAGCGCCAAAUGCUGCAGCUACUACAGAAGCAGCAGUUGAGUCAGCAGCAGCAGCAACAGUUGCAAGCAAGACAGCAAGGGGCACAGUUCCAGCAACAUUCUCUGCAGGGUCAGCGUGCUACUUAUCCCCUUCAGCAGUUAAAACCAGGAUCUCAGCUUCCUGCUACGUCGCCUCAACUUCUCCCAGGUGCAUCUCCUCAGAUGACACAACAACAUUCGUCUCCUCAGGUCGACCAGAAAAUUCUGAUGUCAUCUGUCAACAAGAUGGGAACUCCAUUGCAACCUGCACACUCCCCUUUUGUUGUCCCAUCUCCUUCAACCUCCCUGGCACCUUCCCCUAUGCAAGUUGACUCUGAGAAAGCAAUGGGAAACACUGCUCGCCAACAACAAAGUGUAGUUCAAUCCAUUGCAAUUGGCACUCCAGGGAUCUCUGCAUCUCCUCUCCUUCAGGAGCUUACUAGUCCUGAUGGAAAUAAUUUAAAUCAAAGCGCGGCUGAGCUGCCUAUUGAACGCCUUAUUAGAGUCGUGAAGUCCAUCUCGCCACAAUCACUUUCUUCUGGAGUAAGUGACAUCAGAUCUGUUGUAAGCAUGGUUGAUAGGAUAGCUGGUUCAGCCCCAGGAAACGGUUCAAGAACUUCAGUUGGUGAGGAUUUGGUUGCAAUGACAAAGUGUCGUCUCCAAGCAAGAAACUUAAUGACGCAAGAGGGAAUGCCGGCGAAUAAGAAAAUGAAACGUCACACAACUGCAAUGCCAUUAAGCGUUGGUGAUAACUACAAUCAGUUCGCAUGUUCAGAAACAUCAGAUCUGGAAUCUACAGCGACUUCUGUUGGAAAGAAGGCAAGAACUGAGACGGAGCAUGCCCUUUUGGAGGAAAUCAAGGAGAUAAACCAGCGGCUGAUAGAUACAGUUGUUGAGAUAAGUAAUGAUGAAGAUGCUGCUGAUGCUAGUGAGGGAGCAACAGCAAGCAAAGGGUGUGAAGGAACGACAGUAAGAUUCUCGUUUAAAGCGGUUUCUCUCAGCCCAGCCUUGAAGGCUCAUCUCUCAUCAACCCAAAUGUCUCCUAUUCAACCAUUGCGCUUGCUGGUACCUUGUAGCUACCCCAGAGGCUCUCCAUCUCUCCUGGAUAAUCUCCCGGUCGAAACCAGCAAAGAGAAGGAGGACCUGUCGUCCAAGGCUAUGGCAAGGUUCAACAUAUUACUAAGAAGUUUGUCACAGCCGAUGUCGCUCAAAGACAUAGCCAAGACAUGGGAGGCAUGCGCUCGGACUGUGAUAUGUGAGUACGCACAGCAAUUUGGAGGUGGAACUUUCAGUUCAAAAUACGGUACUUGGGAGAAAUUUGUAGCCGCUUCCUGA